CUCAAGCCUUCGCCGCCCCCCGCCGCCAGAGAAAAUCCCCCAUCCUUCUCUCCUCAAUCUUCAUCUCCCCAUGGCCCCAUCGCAUGGCCCGCCGUGCGCCACCACCCCGUCGCGCCCCUAUACCGGCCCUGCUCCACCGCGUAGCCUCUUCCUCCCCUUCUCCCCAACAUCGGUGACCGAGUCGGACCAUCCGGCGGUGGGCACGAUGUCCUCUCGCAGAUCUGACUGCCGCCACCGUCGCCUUCUCAACGCCACCUCGAGCUCCCCCACGACGCGGUUGUCCCUGACGAGCACCACCCUGACACUACGUCACCGGCGAGCUCCUCCCCGACGGCCCCAUACUCUUCUGCACCGCCCCCGCCCCCUCCUCUCCUGCCCCUCGAGCACUACGGCGAGGAUAACGGCAUCCACCUCCCCGCUAGAUCAAGAUCGCGCCCACCACCUCGACUUCUCUCCAAAGAUCCUGGAAGCGAGGCUCGUCUCUGUGAUUUGCUUGUCAAGAAAUUAUGCAUAGGUUACUUCACUACUGCUCUCGGCUAGCUUGACGUUGUGGCAGAAUAUCAGUUUCCCCUUUGCACAUCCGCCCAUGUAGGUUUAGUAGUACAUGUCUAUUCAUUUAGGUGUUUCCGCUUGCACGUUUCCAGAUCCAGAGCUUACAAGUCUAUCAAUUUAGAUGUUCAGCGUGCCCGUUAUGUCCAGAUCUAGAACUUAAAAGUAGCAUUUUCACAUACAAGAUCUAGUGGGUAAAUCUUUUAAGUUCAAGUUCAGAAUUAAAGACAGAUAUAUGGCUACUAUGAUGCAGGUUGUCCAUGCUAAUAGUGGCGGAGCUUGAAAGAAAUCUUAGGAGGGGCGAAGGUAAAACAAAAAAUCAAAUACAAAUACACGUAUAAGGGAUGCAAGUGGAGGCAUCUGCAUGUCCGCGAAGCAAAAAUUGCAUUAAUCUUUGUUAGUUUAACAACCCUCUUAGAUUAUUUUUCUGUUCGCGGUCACUCACGGAUAUGCGGACGCCAUCCACUUAAACAAGUUAGAUUUUGCAGAAUACUGAGAACAUAGAUAAUUACAUUGAUCCUAUCCACAUUAGCUUACAAAAUACAUUUCUAACAUUAAUUAUAUAUAAGCUACUUGGUAACAAAUGAAACUAAACCAAAAUACUAAAUAAAUAUGUAGUAUUGAGUUAAUCACUAAGGAUCAGCUCUUUGUUUCUUCCCGCUCCUAAAUUGCAUAAGAAAUUGUUGACUGUGAUUUUACUCUCCGUGCUUAACAUAAGCUACUGGAUAAAAAAUCAUCUUCCAACAUAUUACGUAGCAUUGUCUUAAUAAUCUUCGAAGUAGAAAAUACAAGCUUGGCACUUCAGUAUAGCAGGAUUAAAUUCCCAGUGGGGAGAGUGAGGCUAGACUGCUCUUGCUGCUCAUAGCCUCACUUGU
Messenger RNA from Aegilops tauschii subsp. strangulata, 1424 nucleotides. The record is from RefSeq and is a predicted model, not a curated record. NCBI's taxonomy places the organism in Eukaryota, Viridiplantae, Streptophyta, Magnoliopsida, Poales, Poaceae.